CAAGAAGACCCUCCUGUGGGUGUCAGUGGUGCACCAUCUGAGAAUAACAUCAUGCAAUGGAAUGCUGUUAUAUUUGGGCCAGAAGGAACACCUUUUGAAGAUGGUACUUUUAAACUAGUAAUAGAAUUUUCAGAAGAAUAUCCAAAUAAGCCUCCAACCGUUCGGUUUUUAUCAAAAAUGUUCCAUCCAAAUGUUUAUGCAGAUGGCAGCAUAUGUUUAGAUAUUCUACAGAAUCGCUGGAGUCCAACAUACGAUGUUUCCUCUAUUUUAACUUCAAUUCAGUCUCUGCUGGAUGAACCAAACCCCAACAGCCCAGCCAACAGCCAGGCAGCACAGCUCUACCAGGAGAACAAGCGGGAAUACGAGAAGAGAGUUUCAGCCAUUGUCGAGCAGAGUUGGAACGACUCGUAACACCUGCUCCAUGACUCCCCAUCCUCCUCCUCAUCAUCAUGUACCAUUUAACCCUCAAUAAGAAAGGCUACCCGAAAUUUUCAAGUGCCACAGUUCUAAGAAUUUGCAUAAAAACUCAUUUGCAACCAAAAUUAAGCCCUCCAGUUUAGGAAACUUAAAAGCUUGUGUAUCUUGAUUAACGUACUUUUUAUUGCAUGGUAUGAACUAAGUUAUUGCUGCAUAAAUUUGUAAUAUAUCCUGUUUGUAAUUUUUUUUUUCCAAGUGUAUAAUGUUGGUGUGGAGUUUUCAUGACAGAAUAUACACAUUUUGUAAAUCUGUACUUUUUCAAAUAUUGGAUGCCUUAUUUUUGAAUUCUUUAGAUUUUUAAAUUGGAGAAAAGCACUUAAAGUUUUUAUAUAUAAAUAUUUCAUGUAAAACUGUUAAAUACAUAACCUUAGUGUAAGACA
Messenger RNA from Chaetura pelagica (chimney swift), 857 nucleotides. It is a transcript of the gene UBE2B, whose product is annotated as ubiquitin-conjugating enzyme E2B. Gene Ontology annotation, cellular component: HULC complex. Gene Ontology annotation, biological process: protein polyubiquitination; DNA repair; proteasome-mediated ubiquitin-dependent protein catabolic process. Lineage: Eukaryota; Metazoa; Chordata; Aves; Apodiformes; Apodidae. Gene Ontology annotation, molecular function: ubiquitin conjugating enzyme activity. The record is from RefSeq and is a predicted model, not a curated record. The coding region runs from base 52 to 411 and encodes 119 amino acids. The transcript has 5 exons.